ACCAUCAUGCUUUUUGCCUCUUGUUUCUUCUCUUGCAGGUUUCACAUGGGGAACCUUCUAAAAGUGUUGACUUAUAACGAACUUGACCAAGGCCCUAAUUUUUUCCUUGACUUUGAAAAUGCGCAGCCGACGGCGGCCGAGACGCAGGUGUGGAACGGGGUGAACGCGGUGCUGGAGGAGGCGCAGACGGUGCUGGCCGAGCUCCGCUCCUACACGGGCGCGGGGCAGGAGAUCCGCGAGGCCAUCCAGAACCCCGCGGAGCCGCGCCUGCAGGAGCGCGCAUGGGCCGCAGUCUGCCCGCUGGUGGCGAAGCUGAAGCGGUUCUAUGAGUUCUCCCUGCGCUUGGAGAACGCACUGCGGAGCCUGCUGGAGGCCCUCACCAGUCCCCCGUACGCCCCGACCCAGCACCUCGAGCGGGAGCAAGCCCUGGCCAAGCAGUUUGCAGAGAUCCUCCACUUCACCCUCAGCUUCGAUGAGCUCAAGAUGACCAACCCUGCCAUCCAGAAUGACUUCAGCUACUACAGAAGGACCAUCAGCCGAAACCGCAUCAAUAACCCGCAGCUUGACGCAGAGAGUGAGGUGAACAAUGAGAUGGCCAACAGGAUGUCCCUUUUCUAUGCCGAGGCCACCCCAAUGCUCAAAACACUCAGCAAUGCCACCACCAAGUUUGUUUCCGAGAACAAGACGCUGCCAAUCGAGGACACGACCGACUGCCUGAGCACUAUGGCCUGUGUCUGCAGGGUGAUGCUGGAGACCCCAGAAUACCGGAGCCGCUUCACCAACACCGAGACCCUCCUCUUCUGCAUGCGGGUGAUGGUUGGGGUCAUCAUCCUCUACGACCACGUCCAUCCCGUGGGGGCUUUUGCGAAGACUUCCAAGAUCGACAUGAAAGGCUGCAUUAAAGUCCUGAAGGACCAACCCUCAACGAGCACCGAGGGGCUCCUGAACGCUCUGAGGUACACCACCCGGCACCUCCACGACGACAGCACCUCCAAACAGAUCCGGGCGCUGCUGCAGUGAGCACGGCCCCGUGUCCCCGAUGCCAUAACCACAGCGCUCAUCUCGUACCGAGGGCGAUGGGGAACGCACCGAGAUGGAGAGAUAACAGCAGCCCGAGGCCGUGCACAGGGAACCCCUCCUCAUGCAUCAGCCCCCGCUGGACACGAGGUGCGGGUGGCACCAUGGGGACACCGCGAUCUGGGGCUGGGCAGCAUCACCCCUAAGCCCAUCCUCAUCCCGAGGAGGAGGAGCAAACAUCCCCGCAGACCUGCACUGACCGGUGGCAACGACUCGGUCUCCCCUCGGAGACUUUUAAUGAGAGCAAUGAAAUCU
Melopsittacus undulatus (budgerigar) is the source of this 1332-nucleotide messenger RNA. Its product is annotated as CYFIP-related Rac1 interactor B-like. The transcript is spliced from 10 exons. Gene Ontology annotation, biological process: regulation of actin filament polymerization. Bases 7 to 1020 code for a protein of 337 amino acids. Gene Ontology annotation, molecular function: small GTPase binding. The record is from RefSeq and is a predicted model, not a curated record. NCBI's taxonomy places the organism in Eukaryota, Metazoa, Chordata, Aves, Psittaciformes, Psittaculidae.